Trypanosoma brucei brucei TREU927 is the source of this 981-nucleotide messenger RNA. RefSeq lists its product as hypothetical. Gene Ontology annotation, biological process: translation. The coding region runs from base 1 to 981 and encodes 326 amino acids. Gene Ontology annotation, molecular function: structural constituent of ribosome. Gene Ontology annotation, cellular component: ribosome. The transcript has a single exon. The record is from RefSeq and is a predicted model, not a curated record. NCBI's taxonomy places the organism in Eukaryota, Euglenozoa, Kinetoplastea, Trypanosomatida, Trypanosomatidae.
AUGAUGCAGAAAUCAGUCACCUUCUUACGUCGGGGAAAACCCCGACCACGGGCUGGCAUGUUCCCUGACAAGUACCGUCGUGUUCCUAUGCUUUUGAAACCACAACAAGGCGGCCAACAGUAUUUCAACCAUUUUCUGAUUCGGUCUACUAAUGACCGACUGACGCAGCAAGAUGUUGAUAACGCUUCCGGCCAGGCUCAUUCCUUUAUUUCCCCGCAGCUUCCACAGAUGGAUUGGCGGAAUAUGUCAGCACGAAGCAGCGAGGAGUCGAUCAGGGAGGAGAUGCGGCAGCUCGCAGAGAAUGAUGUGAUGCAGCACCAGCGCGUCUUCAAUGAGCGUAUGUGGUAUGAAAAGGAGGAGGAGCAUCGCAUGAAGGCUCGCAGUUGCCCUGAAGAGACAAGUGAACAUGCAAUCAGCAAUGAUGGAGCCGUGCCUCCUCCCCGCGUCCUUGGGGGAGACUAUUUCAAGACUCGUUUUGGUUAUUCUCUCGUAAAAAACAGUGAAAUGACGCAGGGACCAGUAGAUUACAGCCAACUUGACAUGUGGGGGGAAAUGCCGAGGUAUACCAGUGACAUGGUUUUCCUCUACCUUGUUUCGCGGCGACGUAACACAUAUGCGGUUGCCUACACCUACGAGGGAAAACGUAUCCUGAAUACGUAUACGGCUGGUAACAGAGGACUGAAGGGUGGCGAUCGCGGUUUCCGAAGCGAGGGCUCCACCGACAACGGUCACCAAGUGACCAGCAUGUACCUUAACGAUUUACUCCCAAAAUUGCGUGAGAUGCGGGCGAGCGAAGGGCGCCCAAUGGGUCGCGGUGAGAAAGUGGAGCUGGUAGUUCGUGUGAUGGGCUUCUAUAACGGUCGACAGGGUGCUGUGCGAGCGGUGCAAGACCGUGCCAAUGAGUUUCACGUGAGAUACUUCGAGGAUAUUACCCCGUUCCCGUUGAAUGGUCCCAAGAUGCCUCGUGGCGUCUUCAAGUAA